CUGCAUUGAAAAGGCACAGGUGUUAGAUUGAGACCUAACAGCAACGAGUCCUGUCCUCCCAUAUAUCUCGUCGUGCACCAGGACUAGCUUGUACUGCACCGGUUAGGUUUACGCCUUCGAUCAAAGACUUGUAUUCAUUUGAGAUGGCGUCUUUCUUGAGCACCGGGCUGGGGUCCCGACUUGCCCUCGCAACACAGCCGCCUCACAGGGGCCUUGGGCACUCACAACCUGCCGGCACGGUCGGCCCAUCUUGGACCACCAUCACAAGAAGGCAGAGGCUGUACGAUGCACAGAGGGAGGUCAGUGGGUAUGAGGCAUCCUCAUCCCAGAGCACCGCAACAACCAUUCACGGAUGGAGUCUUGUCGACAAUGGAUAUGCGGGCAUGUCCGAGGGACUCUGGGGCGCGACCGUCACCGGAGGCAGGGACGACAUCGAGGCAAUGCCAUCCAGCUCCGAGCGCGUGCUGCGCAAGCAAGUGUCCGCCCUGCAGGUCCAGCUCAGCGUGGCCGAGGGGGAGCUGGACGAUGUGCGCAAGACGGCGCGGCGGACGGCAGCGGAGAACGAGGCGCUGCGCGCGCGCAUCGGGCACUUUGAGGCGGCCAGCCGCGAUAAGCAGCUGGCGCUGCAGCGGGCGCAGUCGGACCUGGCCUUCUGCGGCAAUACCGAGAAGCAGCAGCUCUGGUCCUCGCUCAGCGAGUCCAAGCGCCGCAUCAUCUCCCUGCAGGACAAGCUGACGGCGACAGAGACCCGAGCGGCUGCGGUGCAGAAGCAGCUGAUGCAGCAGCGAGCGCAGUUCCAGACGUUUCAAAUGCAGCACGAGGUCGCAGCCUUCCUGCUUGUCUACGCCCUCUUCAGGCUGCACAGCCACUGAGCGCGCUCGGAUCCUGCUCUUGCGCUGUGAGAAGCUCAAGAAAGGAAGCUGCCUACUGUAAAACCAUUUCAGCAAACCAUCUCCGAGGAGUGCUUGGUGGGUGAAGGAUGAGAGCAGAGUAGCCUGUGGGAGUAGGACGGGGUGUAUACUUCAAUGGAAAUUUAGGAACACCUGAACUUUUUAGAGAGCUUUAAGGCCUGCAUUCAUUAUGGCACUUAUAACAGGACACUUCUAUGUGUUGACUAUCCGACAUUUCUUAGCUGCUUCUGUGUCUAUGAUGUGCGAAAAUCAUAGGAAUCUCCCCUAGGUCUGCUUUUUUGUUGCGGCAUCGAGUCAUCACUAUGUUCUGGCUGUCUUUGGGCAUAAAAUUGUAUAAUAUUUAGGAAUGCCUGUCGGCACGUUAUAUAUUUUUUCCCUUGGAACAUUUCAUAGGAGAGCUGUGUGCAGUUCAGCGACGGUGGAUAUAGAUCAGAAGGACUAAAGAGCAGCCUGUGGGGACAAAUCAUUCAUAUGAUAUGAGUUAUGCAUGCCCAAUUCUGAGACUGCAGAACUGCAGAGCACUGCUGCAAUGCUAUAAAUAAUACUUCGAACUUGCUGGAAAGCGUGCAUGUGACCCAACAUGUAAUUAGUCAUGAAGGC
This is a messenger RNA of Coccomyxa subellipsoidea C-169, 1511 nucleotides long. RefSeq lists its product as hypothetical. The record is from RefSeq and is a predicted model, not a curated record. The coding region runs from base 144 to 872 and encodes 242 amino acids. The transcript has 5 exons. NCBI's taxonomy places the organism in Eukaryota, Viridiplantae, Chlorophyta, Trebouxiophyceae, Coccomyxaceae.